AUGAGUGGAGGCCAUUCUCAAGAUCCUAACACCACCGAGUCGAGAAGUACCGUCCCGUCGGGCUCAAUGACACGGUUGGACUGCCCAUCACAAGAGAAUCCACAAGCUUUGACCCAGAAUCAAUCGGAGGAGUGGACCCUAAGCUUUCAUGCUCCCGACCUGCAUGUGCCACCACAAGAUCAUGGCAUCCACUUGAAUGCUGAUUCGGCUGCCUGUGGUGUAAAUGCAGACGCAAAUGGAUGGCACAUUCCAGACGCAGUAGCCUACGACUUAGUUGGACUGUAUUUUGACUACAUCCAAAACUGGCUGCCUAUCUUACAUCGCCCUCUCUUCUAUCAAAGAUAUGUUCGAAAUGAGGGCUGUUGCGCACAAGUUGUGGGCAGAGAGCACGUUUGUGAUGACGAUGCAAUCUUGAUCAACGGCAUAUUUGCGCUGGCCGCCCGGUUCUCAAAAGCCAGCUUCUUCUCUGACACUGACCCCAUCAUGAGAGGUGAUAUCUUCGCCGAGCGAGCCGCAGCUCUCAAAGAUCUUGCCCUCAAGGCCAUAGAAGAACCCUCUCUCGAACUCGUCAAGGGCUGCGUUCUGCUGGCGUUUUACAACAUCUGCGCCGGACAUGCUGCACCGGGAUCGUUGCUAGUAAGCGUUUGUGUCCGAUUUGCUUAUGACCUGGGGCUCAACGAGAUCGACGAAGACGACAAAGUCUUCUCUGGUGCUGAAGGAGAAGAUCAGGAUGCUUGGAUUCGGAGAGAAGAACUCCGCAGAAUUUGGUGGGUCAUUUAUGAACUCGACUGCUUUGUUUCGACACUUUCUUGCCAGCCCUAUGGGAUCGAACGCGGCGAGAUCAGGGUUCUUCUACCUGUGCCUGAUCACGAAUGGUUUAACGGUCUCCCCGUCGGCUCUUCCCAUCUCAUCCAAAGUCCCGGUGCCGUAUGGACGAGUCUUGCAGGCUCAAAGAACCAAAGCCCGCGGGCAUGGUAUCUGGUCGCCAACUACCUCAAGUCUUGCAUUGCCGAUGCCGCUCGUCAGUCCAAGCGGAAUACGUCAGAUCUGCAAGCAGCGCUCGAAAUGGACGUUGCAUGUCUCAAACAUGCCUUGCCCGCUGGUUUUCAACUGCGAGAGAUGAACAUGAACGAAAACAACUUCGGUGGUUCCAAUUGGAUCGUAUCCACCCAUUUUAUGAUUUUAUCCUGCUGCAUGAUCAACCCGUGGGACGCUCUUGCCGCACGCCAUGAGCCCAACGUCCAAUGCUAUGAGAUAUCCAAGUUGCUGCUUGGUCAUUACUCGCGAUAUUGGAAGAUUGGCGGGGCCUUGAUCCGUCUACUUAGCAUCAUUAGCGAAGGCAGGGAUUCGGCAACAUACCAGCCUGGCUCACAUGAACGGACGGUUAUCAAGCGCUUCUCCGUGUUGUGCCCCAGUUCUUCCAAAGGGAGGAACUCAGAAGCGCUGAAACACGAUGCGCAAUUCCCCUACGAAACGUCCGAUGUACCAGCAGAGACACUGUCCGAAUCGAAUCUCACCGGCCAAGGGGACCCAAGCGGCCUUCAAUGGCCAUUGAGCCUUUGGAAUAACCUCCAGGCAUUUGAUUCUGACCAACCAGACAUCGAAUUGCUGAGCAUCCCGUCAGGUAGUCAUGUGGGAGGUGGUGUCAAUGGGCCGAUCGGAUCAUUCUCUGGCGCUCAACUGCGCAUCCCAAACUUCUCUCUCCCUUUCGAUGCCUCUCCUGAUGAGUUUGUCGCUUUAUAA
This is a messenger RNA of Fonsecaea multimorphosa CBS 102226, 1743 nucleotides long. RefSeq lists its product as uncharacterized. Gene Ontology annotation, biological process: DNA-templated transcription. The record is from RefSeq and is a predicted model, not a curated record. NCBI's taxonomy places the organism in Eukaryota, Fungi, Ascomycota, Eurotiomycetes, Chaetothyriales, Herpotrichiellaceae. The coding region runs from base 1 to 1743 and encodes 580 amino acids. Gene Ontology annotation, cellular component: nucleus. Gene Ontology annotation, molecular function: zinc ion binding; DNA binding. The transcript has 4 exons.